AUGCCGCCGCCCAAACCAUCACCAAAGACGGCGCUGACAACUUCAUCUCUGCCACCAAAGAGGUAUCCACCGGCACCAGCCAAGAGGCACAGUCAGUCACCAGCAAAGCCCACAGAGGGACAUCACUCACCAGCAAAGCCACCACCGAGCUCUCCUGAGCAUCAUGGAGCUGGACAUCCACUACCGAGCUCUCCGCCCACCAAGGAACAUCCAGCAGCUGAGCCAAAUAGGCACCAUGGACAUCGACGAGCUGAUGAUGGAGCUGCUACAGGGCCGCCACCCUCUUCUUCGCCGCCCAACAAGGCCGACACUGUAACCUGGCGACCAAGGAGGGCCGGGCCGCCAUCGCCACCACCUUCGACCAUAACAAGGCCCCUUGGCUUGGGCACCUCUCCGCCUACUGCGCCGUCAGCACCAUCUUCAGCAGCAGCUGCAUUCGUGGCAUCACCUGGUGUGCUCGUGGCAGGCAUCGUUGUGCUCCUGCUCGCACUGGUAGCCAUCGUCACUGGAGUCUGGAUACUCUUGAAACGGAGAAGGAACAAGGUGCAUGGCGACAUUAUCCUGGUGGAGUAUGGCCAUCAGCCUGGCGGUGGCAACAGCGGCAGCAGCAGCAGCCAGGAGCACCUCAUUACCAAAGUGGAGCCUCGACCAUCAUCGCAGUUGAAUGCCGGCAGGAAGAUGGUGGAUGUACAGCUCCAUGGUGCUCUGGCUUUGUUGGUGAGUGAUGUCCCUCUGUGGGCUUUGGUGGUGAAUGACUGUGCCCCUUGGCUGGCGCCGGUGGAGACCUCUUUGGGGGAGAUGAAGUUGUCGGCGUCCUCUUUGACGAUGGUUUGGCCGGCAGCAUCCUCCUCGCGUGCUCCCGGUGAGGCGGAGGGGGCGGUGGCGUGCGAGCCAUAG
Molecule: messenger RNA, 897 nt
Organism: Selaginella moellendorffii
Lineage: Eukaryota; Viridiplantae; Streptophyta; Lycopodiopsida; Selaginellales; Selaginellaceae
Product: proline-rich receptor-like protein kinase PERK2
Exons: 1
Coding region: 1-897 (298 amino acids)
Source: RefSeq, a predicted model, not a curated record